AGGUACUCCACCCAUAGACAUAGGCCACUGCUUUAUAUCAUUCCUCUUUAAAUUAUCCCUCAUCAGGAGAGAGUGGACUUGGAGGAAUCGGUCACAGCUGUCAUUCAGUAACAUUCUUCAGCGAGACUAACGACCGGUGCUCUGCGAAUUUGUACUAUAGGGACUGCUAGGGAAAAUAUCCGCUGAAAUGACGCUGGAGCCUUUUCGGUCAGCUAUGGCCAUGCCCGUCGGUGAGUCCGGCGACACGUCUCUUGCUGUUCCCUCGGACAUCAACAUGAGGUCAGCGCAGCAGCGAGUUAUGGAUCAAGUUCACACGAUUGCUAGAAGCAAGUCCCGAUACAGUACAAAAAGUGGAUCUGGGCUUAUACUUCCAACAAGUCCAAAAAGUGACAAUGUGUUUUAUGAUGUACUGACUAUCAACACAUCUCCUACUACACACAAAGGAUACCUUUCAGAAUUUAAAAACACCACCAUGAACAAGGGAUCUGGCUUUGUGAACGGAACCAUGAACAAGGGAUCUGUCUUUGUCAAUGGAACCAUGAAUGGAUUAAAGGAUCCAUUAAGACCCACCAUUAAAGGAUCUGCACAAGUCAAUGGUCAUGCAAAAAUGUUUGUGGAUCAGGAGUCCCGGAGGACCGUGAGCUCCUCGCGCACUGUGUCCCAGAGAACCAACGCCACCACCAGUUGGAAGAGGCACAAGAGCGCCCCCGCGCCCCGCCUUCUCCCCAUCAGCCCCACGGCAGGGUACCAGACCAGAAUACAGCUGGAUGGCCACAGACAGGUCAGCCAAGGGAGUCGCCAGGACAGUAGCCGCAGUGUGCCUGACCUGACCACCCGCAUCGGGUUUCAGCAGAGGAUGGAGGUGGCGGGUCAAGCCAGGCAGACCGCGAGCCGGUUCCCGGCCAGCUUGAGCAGCCCACAUAUGGAGGUGGACGGACCCGGGUUCCUCCAGAUCCAGAAGGGGGGGGCACUCAGUCAGCACAGCAUGACGCAGAUCAGGCACCCUCCCUCCAACCACUCCCUUGCCGACUUCAAGAUAUCAAUGGUCAAGGGGCAAACAAUUGAUGUCCAGAAGAUGGACAUCAGCAUGUCAGACGCCAUUCAGUACCUGUCCAGUCAGGAUGAGAGCUACCAGCUGUUGGGGGCCACCUUCAUCCAGCACAACACCUUUACAGAGGACAAGGCCAAGCAGCAGGUGUUCCAGAUGAAGGGCAUCCCUGCUCUAGUUGCCCUCCUCCAGAGUCCCAAUCUGCAGAUCCAAACGACGGCCUCUGCAGCCCUCCGCAACCUUGUGUACAAACACUCGGGCAACAAGGAGGAAGUGCAGCGCAGCGGGGGCCUGGCCCAGGUAGUACAGCUGCUGAUGGACACCCCAUCAUCAGAGAUCCAGAAACAACUGACAGGUCUGCUGUGGAACCUGUCCUCAGCGGACUCUCUGAAGGCAGAUCUGCUGAAGAGCUCUCUGCCGGUUCUCACCGAGCACGUGGUGGUACCCUACACUAACAUUAUCAACCUCAACAACAACAUGGAACCGGAGAUCUUCCUCAAUGCCACCGCGUGUCUCAGGAACCUGAGUGCAGCCAAGGUGGGGAACCGCCAGUCCAUGCGAAAAACCAGUGGCCUGAUCGAUGCGCUGGUCAAAUACAUCCAGAACUGUGUGGCCGAUGAUAAGCCUGAUGAUAAGUCGGUGGAGAACUGUGUGUGUAUCCUGCACAACCUGACAUACGGGCUGGAGAGUGAGUGUCCACUGCUCUUCACCAGACUGAAUGCUCUGGCGCGCUCCCCCACCACCACCCAGACCAGCACACCUGGACCUCUCAGCUGCUUCAGCACCCAGAGCAGCAAGAUCCAGCAGGAGGCCCACUUUGACUAUCCGGUGAUGGAGGACAACAAUCCUAGCGGAUCUGCCUGCCUGUUCCAUUCCAAAACUCUGCAGAUGUACCGCAGCCUGCUCGGAACCAGUGAGAACCCAGCCACCCUGGAGGCAUGCUGUGGAGCCAUGCAGAACCUUACAGCCACCACAGGAACCGUAUCGGCCGUGUUGAGCCAGACCAUUGUCCAGAAGCUGAAUGGCCUGCGUGUGAUCUGCCCCCUGCUUAAGAGUGAAAAUGUCAACUUGAAGUGCUCUGCUGUGCAACUUCUUGGGAACCUCUCACGCCACCCCCAACUACAUAGCAGCAUGGCCCGCCAAGCCCUUCCUUCACUCACAGACUUCAUCAGUGCUGGUGUCCCAAACGUGACCCAAGACGAGACGGAGAUGGACGAAACUAUGGCAACAGCUUGUCACACUGCAUACGCCCUAAUGAAGGCGGAGCAAGAGCUGAGCAAGGGGUUGCUAAGCAACAGCCUGAUAAACUCCUUGAACAAUAUAAGCCACAAUAGUAACCUACCGAUGUCCAGCAAAGCAGCGGCUUUUCUCCUUUACAACCUGUGGGCAGAGAAGGACUUCCAGAGCUUAUUUAAGAAGCAAGGGAUGCAUAAGAAGGCCUUUGUGAAUGACGUCACCAAAGCAGCUCAUAGAUCUAUUAUGGUUAUUGACUAGCAGCGAGCAAGGUUCUGCAUUGUAAGACAUGUUGGCUCUAACCACAGACUUUUACUGGCACUGCCACUUAUUAAACAGAUCUGCCACUAAUGAAACUAUGCUAUACUAGUGAUGCAACUGCAGAUGCAUACAGUCUGUAACAACAAUAUCAUGUCAUGAGUACUUUUGUGGUUAGGUUGUAAAGUGAGACAUGGACUGUGUUCCAAUUUGCAUACUUCUGUACUUACAAUACCGAAUAUGAGUGCACAAACCAAUGCACUUGUGUACUCGUUAGGUAUUGUAAAUACAGAAGUAUGCAAAUUGGAACACAUACAUGGCCUUCUGGCACUGUUUUAAUGUAUAAAACACUAUCAAAGAUUUUUGUUUACAUUGGGUGGUAGCCUAGUUUCAAUGAAGUGAUAUAUUUUAGAAUUUCUAAUCUAUAGUACAGGGUCUCUUUGCAUCUGAAGCACCUUUUUGAGAAAGAAAACACUUGACUUUACUGUACUUGGGUCUUACUGUUUAAAUGUGGUCUUAUUUUACUAAAUUGUGCGGGCAAUUUAGUAUAAUGUGUGCUCGCAUUACUACAUAGUAUGCUUGUUUUAUUAAAUCGCGGUCUCAUUUUACUAGAUUGUGCGUUCAAUUUAGUCCAUUGUAUGCUCAUUUAACUAAAUCAUGUACUCAUUUUAGUAAAUAGUGUGCUCAUUUUACUAAAUUGUGUGCUCAUUUUACAAGAAAUUAAAUGAGAGCAGAAUUUAGUAAAAUGAGCACACAAUUGAGUAAAAUGAGUACGGUACACAUUCUCUGGAUAUACACACAAAAAUAUAUUGCAAUCACACCUCCAGGGUUCCAUAUAAAUGUAAUUGUUGAAUUUAUUUUUUGUUGUUCUAACACUUAGUUUGAUCUUGUAACUUUUUAAUGCAAUGUUGUAUUUACUUUAUGUGCUCUUAAUGAAAUAAACUGCUCCUGAGAAAAUA
Molecule: messenger RNA, 3498 nt
Organism: Alosa sapidissima (American shad)
Lineage: Eukaryota; Metazoa; Chordata; Actinopteri; Clupeiformes; Clupeidae
Gene: pkp1b
Product: plakophilin 1b
Exons: 13
Coding region: 188-2542 (784 amino acids)
Biological process (GO): intermediate filament bundle assembly; cell-cell adhesion; cell-cell junction assembly
Cellular component (GO): adherens junction; plasma membrane; nucleus
Molecular function (GO): cadherin binding
Source: RefSeq, a predicted model, not a curated record